Messenger RNA from Komagataella phaffii GS115, 1527 nucleotides. Its product is annotated as Plasma membrane pyridoxine (vitamin B6) transporter. Lineage: Eukaryota; Fungi; Ascomycota; Pichiomycetes; Pichiales; Pichiaceae. The transcript is spliced from 2 exons. The coding region runs from base 1 to 1527 and encodes 508 amino acids. Gene Ontology annotation, biological process: transmembrane transport. The record is from RefSeq and is a predicted model, not a curated record. Gene Ontology annotation, cellular component: plasma membrane; fungal-type vacuole membrane. Gene Ontology annotation, molecular function: transmembrane transporter activity.
AUGGAAAAAAAAGCUUCCAGUGAUCUGGAGUUAGAAACGGAUAGCAAAAUCUCGGAGACAGAGAAAAGGGGUCCAGUAUCAAAGUUACUGAACGGCCUCAACUAUGUCUCCAAGAAGCUAGAUUCCUUUGGUGGUGAAUCCACCGGUAUCGAAAGAGUUUCUCCAGAUCAAAGGCGGACCAAUAUGACGAGGAUUAUCAUUCACGUUAUGGGUCUGUGGUUAUCAGGAUGUGGUGUAUCUUGCACAUUGGGGUGUCUCUUAGCCGCCUAUUGUAGUACGAUGGGACCAAGGUCAGGACUACGUCAAAUCGUCAGUGCUAGGUUAUUUUUUGGUCCUUGGGCUGUCAGGUUCCCAGCUUUAAUCAGUGCUAUCGGUUUCGUUGGUUGGAGUGUGACUAAUUGCGUCCUUGGGGGACAAAUACUGUACAGCGUUUCCAAUGACAAACUGCCCAUAGAAAUAGGCAUUGUGAUUAUCUCAAUGAUAUCGUUGGUGAUUGCCAUUUUCGGUAUCAGAAUUCUCUUGCAUACUGAGACGCUUAUCUCCAUUCCAGUGUUCACGGUGUUAAUUCUCCUGUACAUCAUUGGCUCCAAUGAAUACCCCAAUUACUUGAACACUGUAUCCAUUGGGGACACUAUGACGAUCAGAGGAAACUUCUUAUCAUUUUUCGCUUUAGGUUUUUCUGUGACAGCUACUUGGGGAGGAUGCGCUAGUGAUUAUUAUACACUAUUACCAGAAAACACCAACCAGCUAUUCGUAUUUUUCAUGACCUUCUUUGCCAUUUGGAUACCUUCGUUUACUGGAGCGGUGCUGUCGAUCUUACUUGGCAAUGCGGCCACUGUUCAUGAGCCGUGGUUGGAAGCUUAUACGAACAACUCACUGGGUGGAUUAUUGCAUGAAAUUUUUUCCCGUUGGAAUGGGUUUGGAAUGUUCCUUUUGGUGAUAUUCUUCCUUUCACUUAUCACAAACAAUAUUAUUAAUACCUACUCUGGAGCAUUGGAACUGCAACUGAUAGGUGGACCACUUUCAUAUUUUCCAAGAUGGUUCUUGAGUGUGGUCAUGGUUGUAAUAUUCAUGGUUUGUUCUCUGGCUGGUAGAGACCAAUUUGCCACAAUUCUUUCCAAUUUCUUGCCAAUGCUGGGGUAUUGGAUUUCCAUAUACUUCACUUUACUGUUAGAAGAGAAUGUCAUCUUCCGGUCCAACAAAACUCUAAUUAAACUUUAUCAAUAUGAGUUCUCUACCAUUCCUGGAGAGAAGCAAGAUCUUCUGGAGGGCAAAUCCAGACCAUAUUACAACUUUGACAUCUAUCUUUCUCGGGAUAGGCUUACUCACGGAUUUGCUUCUUCAUUGGCGUUUUGUUUUGGUGUAGUCGGAGCAAUUUGUGGAAUGUGCCAAGUCUACUACAUUGGACCUAUAGCAUCCAAGAUUGGAAGCCAUGGAGCUGAUCUUGGUAUGUGGUUAGCUAUUGGAUUUACUGCUGUUACAUAUCCGGUAUUCAGAUAUAUUGAACUAAAGAAAUUUGGUAGGUGA